This is a messenger RNA of Soboliphyme baturini, 339 nucleotides long. The record is from the annotation of a GenBank genome assembly. Lineage: Eukaryota; Metazoa; Nematoda; Enoplea; Dioctophymatida; Soboliphymatidae.
AACAAUGUUGAACAUGCUGCUGAGGCAGUGCCAGCCCAGAGCCCUACACCAAGUGUGGCGAGCAGUCAGGAGUCGCUUACGGUUCGCGCACCGCCUCCGACCUCAGCGGCAAAGAAGCGAUCACCGUCAGCGUCCGGAUUAAGGUCUCUUGGCCGACUGUUCGGCAAAAAGGACAAGCACAAAAAUACCUCAUCGUCUAAUUUGUACAAAUCUGGUGACCUCGGCGGCUCGACGGCUGCUUACUAUUCUGAUGGCGAAGUGAGCGCAGGCGAGCUGUCCGUCGGCUUUUCGGCUAGCCUACAUACGCCUGACUUUGAUAGAAGACGGAAACGGAAGUAG